Molecule: messenger RNA, 906 nt
Organism: Melitaea cinxia (Glanville fritillary)
Lineage: Eukaryota; Metazoa; Arthropoda; Insecta; Lepidoptera; Nymphalidae
Exons: 1
Coding region: 1-906 (301 amino acids)
Source: RefSeq, a predicted model, not a curated record
AUGGUUAUGCAAUGUAAGAAAUGUAAACUGUUUAUAUCUCUAACCAAAGAUGAAAUUGUGAAAUGCAAAGGUGACUGUGAAACAGUUUACCACAGAAAAUGUGUAAAUAAAAAGUUUAUUCAAAAUGCAAUCUGUGAGGACUGCGUAAUGAUAAAUAGUAGUUCUAAGCAGAGCACAUCUGAUACGAAAUCAACAUUAAGCCUGAAUGAAAAUAAUGGCGAUAAUGUAUUAGCUGAAAUCAACAAAAAAUUAACGGUGAUUUAUAUUGUGGAGAAAAAAAUAGAAGACCUUACCAACGCUGUUGAGUACUAUGCUGAUAUGUACCAAAAACUACUUGAUUAUAAAGAAGAAUCGGAGAAAAAAAUAAAGGCGUUAGAAAACAGAAGUGUAUAUCUAGAAAAGUGUAACAAGGCCUUGGAAGAACGAGUGCAGGACUUAGAAAUAAGAAAUAAAGAGAAAAAUGUUGAAAUACAUGGACUAGAGAAAUGUGAAAAUGAAAAUACCAUACAGGUGGUUCGGGACCUGGCGCGAAAACUGAACCUAGACCCAAAUGACAUCGAAGAUGCACAGAGGGUAGGCCAAGAAAAACCAAAUGAAUCGAAGCCCAAGGUUGUGCUAGUCACGCUCCGUUCCAAAACCGCUCGCAACAGCUGGAUGACGGUGAGGAAAGAAAUUAAUAUAACCAACAAUAAAGUCUAUGAUAAUGGCAGUGAUAAGCGCAUAUAUAUUAACGAAGAUUUACCGAGAUAUAAAAGACAACUUCUUUGGGCCGUAAGAAAUAAUCUCAAACCGAAGGGUUUCCAGUACAUCUGGGUGCAGAAUAGUAAUAUUCUGGUAAAAAAGAAUAACGAGGAAAAAAAGAUAUACAAUAUUCGAUCGGAAGAAGACUUGAAAAAGUUCGAAUAA